UGUUUUACACAGCUGUUCAUUUGACAGAUGACUUUUUUAUGCAUUAACAAUUCCACCUGUCAUUUAUCUCAAUAAAAUUCAUUUCUGGGUCGAAAAGAACCGUAAUUUUCGCCUGAAUGCAUCAAAAUCGAUUAAUAACGAUGUAUCGAAAAAAUACGUAAUCGGUGACGUAAUAGUUUAAACAUAUCUCGAGCGAAAUCGGUGAAAACGUGAAUUAAUUAAAAAUAAUAUCUAUAUGUGUAGAAUGUGAAUCACCUGUAAGUUUCUCUAUUAAAAAAAUAGAAAACAAAUUAAAAGUAAGCAGAGAAACUUGGUAAAUUGAUCGCAAAAAUGGACGAUUAUAAAUUUUUAUUCAAAGUGGUUCUUGUUGGAAAUGCUGGUGUUGGUAAAACAUGUCUUGUGAGAAGGUUUACUCAAGGGCUUUUCCCCCCAGGACAAGGUGCUACGAUCGGUGUGGAUUUUAUGAUAAAAACCGUUGAAGUUGAAGGUGAAAAAGUCAAGCUUCAGAUAUGGGAUACAGCCGGACAAGAACGUUUUCGUUCGAUCACACAAAGUUAUUACAGAUCAGCACAUGCCCUUAUUUUAGUUUAUGAUAUUUCAUGUCAGCCUACUUUUGAUUGUCUUCCUGAUUGGUUGAGAGAAAUCGAAGAAUAUGCUAGCAGCAAAGUUUUAAGGAUUUUAGUAGGAAAUAAAAUCGAUCGAGAUGAUCGAGAAAUUCCUACUCAUGUCGGUGAAGAUUUUGCUGCUAGACAUAAUAUGUAUUUUUUGGAAACUUCCGCAAAAGAAGCUGAUAAUGUUGAAAAAUUAUUUAUGCAAAUCGCAGAAGAUCUCAUGGAGCAAGCAAGAAGUAAGGAUUUACUUCGUUAUGAUACAUCAACAGCUAAUAUAGAUAAUAAAACGACGUCUAUAUCAGAUUCAGGUUGUUGUAGUAAAUUGAUUUAGAUGAAUUGUGCAAUGUUAAUACAGUUGAUUAUGAUUAAUUAUUAAUAAGACUUAAUUGUUCUAAUUUAAGUGUAAUCAACUGUAUUUCUUGUUGUUGUUGGUUUGUUUUCCCAGUAAUUAAUAUUAAUUCUUUGAUUUUCUCAGGUGUUACUAUUUUAUUAGUUGAGUUUAAAAUGAGUAUUUUUUAAUGACACAAAUUAUCUUGAUUAGGAUCAAAUUUUGUAUUGCUUAACAGGUUGUGCCUAAAAAGUUCCUAAUUCUUUUCUUAUUUAACUUUUGUUCUCAAAAAUUUAAAUAUUACAAUAAAACGAAACAAAGACUUGUAUGUUUAUCUUGAAUUGAUUAGAUUUUGGUAAAUUUUUUAAUUAGAAAUGGUAAACAUAUCUGUAAGAGUAGAAAUUUUUGGAAUUGCACUCAAAAUAAAAUUAAAAAAAGCUUAAUAAAAUAUGUGUUGUGAAAACUCACGCAUUGUAUCUCUUUUUUUCAUUAAUUUAAUUUUUAUAAAGACUUUGGCACUAAGCUACGGUAGAUGUACUUAAAAUUUAGCUGUGAUUGACGCAUUUUUAUCUUUUUUGGUUUUUAGUGUAACUUAUUUUCUAACUUAUUACGUGUUAACUCUUAUAAUACUCCUUUUUAUAAUUAUUUAAAAUCGAUGGUGGUUAUGUACAGGGUCUAUUUUUGUCGUGUAUGAUUAGCUCACCCUGUAUUUAUUUUUAAUUUUAUUAGCAUGAAAAUCAAAGUGUGUAGUUGUUCUUUUUCGUUGAUUUAUCUAGAAAUGAACUAAUUUAUCUAGAUUUAUUAGCACUUUAUAGAUUAUUAUUAUAAAAUUGGUGUAGGAAUAUUAAUUUGUCACCCAUUUGAUUUGUUUUAAAUAUCUUUAUAAUGAACGUUAACCAAUAACCAAAGAAUAACGAGAUUAUUGUAAAAAAAUAUGAUUUAAUAAAGACUUAUUGUUCAAAACUCUA
This is a messenger RNA of Onthophagus taurus, 1907 nucleotides long. RefSeq names its product RAS oncogene family member Rab30 (gene Rab30). The record is from RefSeq and is a predicted model, not a curated record. NCBI's taxonomy places the organism in Eukaryota, Metazoa, Arthropoda, Insecta, Coleoptera, Scarabaeidae. Gene Ontology annotation, molecular function: GTP binding; GTPase activity.